This is a messenger RNA of Sorex araneus (European shrew), 4915 nucleotides long. RefSeq names its product proline rich basic protein 1 (gene PROB1). The record is from RefSeq and is a predicted model, not a curated record. NCBI's taxonomy places the organism in Eukaryota, Metazoa, Chordata, Mammalia, Eulipotyphla, Soricidae. The transcript has a single exon. Bases 603 to 3566 code for a protein of 987 amino acids. Gene Ontology annotation, cellular component: nucleoplasm.
AGAGCUGUCCACACAAACCCUUACACUGGAUCCCCACAAAAGGCAGCAGGUCUAGCCCAGAGCGGACCUUCCUGAAGCCUCAGGAUGAGGCUAGAGGCUCAUUCACAGGCUGGGAAGCCCUUGUGCGUGCUCCAGCUGAUGAGGGCCAGGGAGGAAGGCUCCUAGGUUGCAGUGGGAAGAUGAAGGCCGCUGAGACCUGCAGGGAAGAGCGAACUGCUAGCAAGGUGUGAGCCACCUGGUCUGAGUCCCGAUUACUUAUCACGCAGUCUGCACCCCACAGAGUCUGGCAGGCUGGUCCCCACCCCGCCUCAGUUUCCCACCUGCAAUGAAGUGGGCCGACCCGGCUCCAAGUCAGACAACUGCUUUGCCUUCGUGUCCUGUCCACCGAAGCCUGGCGAGCCACCCAGGCGCUGCCUCCGCGCCAGUGGCGGGGGGUCUGGAUAGGGCUCCGGGCCCCAGUGCUUCUCCCAGCGGCGCCACCGACUCGGGAGUGGACGCGUCCGCUUUAAGGCGCGGUGACCCCAGGGCCGCGGGCGGGGCGGGGACGGCGCGGGCGUCCGGAGGCGAGUGCGAGGGCGCUAGUGCGCGGCGCCGGCCCCACCAUGCUGACCGCGCUCGGCCCGCCAGGCCUGCCCGGGCUCCCGGGCCGGCUGUCCUCGGCACCCGCGCGGCGCCAGGACUCCUCUGGUUCGUCCGGCUCCUACCACACGGCUCCGGGUUCCCCAGAGACCCCAGCCGUUGGGCCGGACGCGGAGGGCCGAGCGAAGUGGCCCCGGGUGGCCCCUGCGCUGGGGGCGGACGCGCAGCCUCGCCUGUCCGUCAGCGCCCAGAAUAGCCGCCAGCAGCCCGCGCCCGGCUCGGGUUUCCCGCGGGGCCCCGGCUCGGACCCGCGGCCAGCCCUGCCCCAGCUGCGCACACUGCCGUCGGGGGAGAUGGAAGUCAUCUUCAACGCCGGACCCCUAUUCCGCCGCGCCGACGCCGCGGAGAGCGAGGUGCCGCCGUCCUCCCAGCCGGCCUUCUGCAGCCUCUCCCCGCCCCGGGCCGGGUCUCCCGCCCCCGCCGCACCGCAGCCCCCCGGCCCCGACGGUGGCUCCCGCUGGGCCACCUACCUGGAGCUGAGGCCCGGCGGGCCGAGCCCUGACACCCCGACGCAGUUCGAAUGUGUGGAAGUGGCGCUGGAGGAGCGGGCUGCGCCCGUCAGGCCCCGAACGGUGCCCAAGCGUCAGAUCGAGCUGCGUCCUCGGGCCCGCAGCCCCCCGCGGGAGACCAGCGCGCCGAAUCCCCGCCUGCUGCUGCGAACCGGCUCCCUGGACGAGUCACUGGGCCGCCUGCAGGCCGCCGCGAACCUCGUGCAAACCGCGCUGGCCAGAAAAUUGGGCCCCGCGGCCCUUGCCCCGAGCACCGCCACCUUCGGAUCCACGGGACGGCCGGAGCCCGAGAGCCAGGAUGCGGCGCGCAGCACCCGAGUGGUCCCGGAGCACGCCAAGGCUCGGCCGCCCCGGGUGCUUGAAAAUUCAGGCCCCGCCAAAGCCCCAAGGCCCUGGCCCAGCCUCCGGGAGCGCGCGAUUCGGCGGGACAAACCCGCUCCUGGCACCGAGCCGCUGGGUCCAGUGAGUUCCAGCAUCUUCUUGCAGUCGGGGGAGAAGACCCACGAAGCGCACAACCAGUUACUUAAGACGCGGCUCCCGCGAGAGCCCCUGAAUAGGACCUUCCCGAGGGCACAGAGUCCACCUUUGGAGUCGCGGGGCCCCUGGGAGGUUCCCAGUAAAGCCGUGGACCCGCAGUGGCAGGCUCCGAAUGGGACCGUGCGGGGCCCUCACCGCCCGGGCCCCCAAAACCUACCGCCGUGGAACCAGGCCAUUCGGAGGGUGGGUAGCCCGCCGCACCCCGAAGCCUCCGCCGUGGAAGACACCGCCAGCGGAAGGAGCCCGUCCCCUCCGACCCGCUCUCAAUGGGAGCGAGAUGUCGCCAGGGCGGGUAGCCCAUCCCUCGAAGCCCCUUCCCCGUGGGAGAUUCCGCAUCAUCUGGCAGUGGGGGACGCACUGGAGGGGAGCAGGAGCCCAUCCCCGCAGGCCUUGUCAUCGUGGGGGGCUGCCCACCACCCCGUGGAGACCUGGGAAACGUGGGAACCCACCGCGAGGGGCUCACCCACCGAGUCUCGGCGGGACGCUCUGAACGGCACCGCCCCGGAGGAGGUGGCGCCCUCCGCACCGGGCACACCGGAGUUCACGGCGGUUCCGAGCCCGUCCUCGCGGGAAACGCGCGGUCUUGGCGGUCGGCGGCUGCCAGAGGGGGUUGCACCCGAGCUGCCCCUCGGUCGCCUGGAGGGCAACGAGGGUCCGGAUACCUGGGGUCCUGGAGAAGCGGCCUCGGGCCGCCGGCGCGUGGCCAUCCCGCGGCCCCGCGACGUGCGCCAGAUGGUGAAGACCACCUACGCGCCCAGCUUUCCGGCGGGGUCGUCGAGCUCUGGGCAGCCAGCGCCUCCAGCGGACCCCCGCAGCGAGGAGGGCGGUGCCUCCAAGACGCAAGAGCAUCAUCAGGCACUGGGGGCCCCAGCCCCGGCCCACUACACUUCCGUUUUUCUAAAGGACUUUCUGCCCGUCGUGUCGCACCCUUACGAGCCUCCGGAGCCGACUCCCGAUACCGCCCCCAGGGACGCUUCGCAGCCCAACGGCGCCCCGCGGCGCAGAGCAGAGAACAGCACCGCCAAGCCCUUCGCGCGCAGCGAGAUCCGCCUGCCCGGCGCCCUGGCCCUGGGCCGCCCGCCCGACGGCUCGCGGGGCGGCGGCGUUCGCGGGCCGGCCGGCGGAGAGAACCGCGAUGCCGAGCCCCGGCGCCUGGUCCCCGACGGCGAGGGUGGGCCCAGCCCCGCGGAGCGAGCCGCUCGCUCCUCGCCCCAGCGAUCGCCCGUGGGUGGCGUCGGGGCGCGCGCGCCCCGCCCCAGCUCCCCACAGGCGCACCCUCACUCGAGUCCCGGGCGAGCACCCCGUCUGGAGGCGAGCCCAGCGGCCCCGGAGUCCUUCCCGAGGUCGCCCCAGGAGGCGGCGGGCGGAGCGACCCCGCCGCAGCCCCGCGCGGCCUCGGCGCCUCCCGCAGACCGCAGCCGCGAAGGCCCCUUCCAGGGGCCGCUCAGGCCGCCCGGGGCCGCGGCGCCCGGGAAGGUCCUGGUGGACCCGGAGAGCGGCCGUUACUACUUCGUGGAGGCGCCGCGGCAGCCUCGGCCGCGACUGCUCUUCGACCCCGAGAACGGGCAGUACGUGGAGGUGCUGCUGCCGCCCUCGCCCCCGGGGCCCUCGCGCCGCGUCUACACCCCGCUGGCGCUGAGCCCCGGCUUCCUGCCGCCCGCCUACGGGCCACUGCCCGGCCUCCCCCUGCCGCCGGCCCCGGCCUCACCGGCCUUCAGCGGCCACCAGCUUCCCUGGGCCGCCGAGGCGGGGCCCCUGGACGGGAUGUACUACCUGCCAGUGAGUGGGACCCCUAGCCCCGCGCCUCCUCUGUUCCUCUGCGCACCGCCCCCCAGCUCGGGGCCUCAGCAGCCCCGCAAGGCUCCCGUAUUUCCCGUGUGAGGCCCCUGGGCUCGGUCCCCACGUCGUGGACCUGUUGAUGGCCUUGGAGGUACCUGGCACCCAGUCCCUGCCCUCCUUUCCCUCCACCAUCACCUCUGCUCGCUUCAUUCCCUCCCCGAAUGUCCGACUCCCAGGGCUGGUGGAGCUGGGGCUUAGAAAUGGUUGCCUGCUUCCUUCCCUAGCAAAACGGGAGCCCCCUCUCCCAGGCAUUCCCGGAUGGGGUGUGUGUGGGCGUGGGGUUGUGGGUGUGGGUGUGUGUAAAAGGAAUUCAGGACUUGUCCCCGGAUGUGGUAUGGCUGAAUGAUGUGGUGGGAUCCCUCAGGGGGUAGCAAGAAAUGGAGGCAGUCAGGGAGGGGGUUGCUACAAAGCUAGAAAGCCAAGACCCCUCCCUGAAGGUGGGUCCCUUGAGGUGGAGCAGACUCGUGAGCACUGGUGGGAUGGAGGGAGGAGCCCGGCUCCCUAGUCUGUGCUUUGGGAGAUGUGAGGCAGAGGGCAACCCAGGAAGGGGGGUGGGGUGGCUCUGAGAGGGGAGCUGUGGGGACAGCAGGUGGGAGGGACAGAGAAGGAAGGUAGAGGAUGCUGUGGAGGGUCACUCUAGGAUUUUGAGCAGGGCACUGGGGUGGGGGGGGCAACUGCCCCUCAUUCCUCCCCUGGGCCCUUGCAUCUGACUCAGCUUCUGUGGCCUUCGGAGCUGAGUUGGUUCGUGGGGGCUGUGAAGUGAGUCAUUGGGGAGGAUUUACAAGCAGAAGGAUGUGGAGUGGACAUCUCAAAGGGGCCUUUAGACCCCUUUGUGGGGCAUGGAGGGUGGGUGAGGGCUGGCAGUUGGAGGGGCAGAGCAGAGAGAGACUUGGGGUCCUCACCUGCUUCUACUUCCUAGUAACAGACGUGGCCACCAAGCCCAACAGGGAACAGCUCUGCAGGUUGGUCUUCGCAGAGAGGACACAGCGUAGAGUCUGGAGACCCCUGGGGCCACUGAGAGCAGAGGGAGAGAGGACGGGAGUGUGUGUGUGUGUGCAUGACUUGGGGGUUGCUGAGUGUGAAAGCCCGUAUGGAGUUCUGAGUUUGACGUGCCAGGGCUUCGCUGGGCUGGGGUAUGAUAGCAAGUUUGGGGAUUUGCUAGAAGUGCUGUUAGGGUUCCGGGUUUUAAGUUCCAGGUUUCUGGGAAGUCUGCGUCCCUUGGAGCCCCACCCCCUGCUUUGUCUGAGCAGAAGUGGACUGGGAGAAGCAGGACCCAGAAUCACCUGGCGCUCCCCCAGUCAGAUACCUGGAUCUAAGGCAGGGAGAGCCUUGGCCGUGCCCGGCCCCUCCUCAGCCUGCUACGCAAUAAACUGCUGAUCUGUAAGGCGUAA